AUGAACCUCAUCCCUCCCUCUGUGCAGCCCUUUUGUGGGAACCCCACUCGACGACCUUCGGGGUCUGACCUUCACCUUGUGGAAGACGGACUUCUUGUCCCAAGAGGCGUCCGUGACCUUGCUCAGUUCUACUCUGCACCGCACUGCGCCCUUCAAGGUAAUUCCAUCGAAGCUCUCAACAUCAGCAAGAUGUACCUCGAGCUCGAUCAAGUCAAACACUCUGAGCUCUACAUUGUGGACCCGACUCUGUCGGAGACCGAUCGUGAUGCGCGUCUCGCUGAAAUCAAGGCGCACACGACCGCCAUUCAACGCGAGGUCAUUGCCCAUGAGGCGACAAAGAAACUUGCGAAUCAACCGUCUGCGGCGCACACUUACGUGAUAUCAGCCAUCUCUACCCACCUUCGCCGCCUCUAUCAGGCCACUACGUGUCCGUACGAGCUCUUUGAGCACAUCAAGACUCGUUUCGAGUUCAACCCCAUGGAAAACAACCCCACCGUGGUUGCCAGCUAUCUGCGUACUCACGAGUUCACGGAUGAUGGUUGUAUUGGCACUCUCCCCGUGGAACGCUUUGACCUUGUCAAGCGCUACCGUAUAUCUAUGAACCCACCGUCCUUCAAUUCUCUGCAUCCAUCGGCGAUUUCGUCCGUCGACUACCACAACCAUAUUUGGAACUAUUACACUCUGUGUGCGAUGUCGGACACCAUUAUUGGUGAAAAGGAAUUGUUUAAGGUGCACCACGACCUCACACUGGCCUAUUGUCUAUGGCGGAACGGCACAGUGCAACGCAUGAAUCGCGACAUCCUCCAAGUCAUACGAGUGAUGUUACGGGACUACCAGUUGGACGAAAAGGAAUGGCACUACCUCCUACCGGUGGUGCAGUUCAACUUCAACCAAACGCCGACAUUGUCAUUAGCCAACAAGUCCCCCAUGGAACUCUUCACGGCCCUCAACCCAGCGACCCCUUUGGACGUCGUCCAAAGGGGUCGCUGCGUGAAGGGAUCUCUGCGAAGUCAAGUGGCAACACUAGGACAUCCAGAAGAACAACGCGAAGCCCAUACGUUACGCGUGAAGAUGUAUGCUGAAGUUGAAGUCACAGAUGAAAUCCUCGAACAUGUAUUCGAGCAAGGCAUUGUACUGAAGGUCAAAUCCAUCGCGGGACACAAGUUUGUCCCGGAUGUGAGCGACUUCAUGUUGGAAGUGUUCUGGGAAGGCUUUGAAGACAUCGAAUCAUCAUGGGAGCCACUCAAGAAGCUAAUGCGGGAAUGGCCAGCCAUGGUCAAAGCGUAUGUGGCGGCCAAGAAGAAUGCCGAAGACCACGAGAUAUUGACCAAGGCGAUGAAGCGAGCAAUUGUGGCAAAGUAG
Aphanomyces astaci is the source of this 1362-nucleotide messenger RNA. RefSeq lists its product as hypothetical. The record is from RefSeq and is a predicted model, not a curated record. Bases 1 to 1362 code for a protein of 453 amino acids. The transcript has 3 exons. Gene Ontology annotation, molecular function: nucleic acid binding. NCBI's taxonomy places the organism in Eukaryota, Oomycota, Saprolegniomycetes, Saprolegniales, Verrucalvaceae.